CUGACGAAAUAGGACCAAAACAGUCAAGUAAAGAAAUUCAUAGACCAAAAUGUCUUUGUUGCGUCAUAUUUGAAUAAUGAGAAUCUGUGCCUGACAUAAAUGUGCUUGGUGCACUCGGUGUGUCUUUUUGGAUUUUAUGGAUUUAGUGCUUUGUUAAGGUUUUGGAGCUGUUGUACACUUUUGUUAAAAGCGAUGGGUGACAGCGACCGGAUGCCCCGGGUGGACUUCGCUAAGCAGGGCCAAAACAUUGACAAACGCACCCGUCAGCUAAUGCAGGAGGUGGAUGCUAUGAACCAAGCUCGACUGACCAGGCUGGCGCGUAUGCGGCGUAACUCGAAGGUGACUGCGGGUAUCAUCACUGCCGGCUUGCUGAGCAUCUACGCCUACUCGAUGUACGCCGUGCGCCAGGAGACCUUCCUGGACGCGUUGGACGAGGAGGUGCGCCAGCAGCAGACCAAGCAGAACUGAAGAGCUGCGUCAGCGCCCGGAAAACGAAGCAGAAGUAAACUGUGAAGUGCGAGAGGUCGAGUCUGUUGGACAUUUUGUUAGCUGGUGCAGUGGAUGACACGUCGGUUACGUUUUGAUGAGUCAUACGUGAACCGAGAUGAGCUUCUGAAGUCACGUGUGCGCGAUUGUUGAACUGUUGAGAGAAGCUGGUGAAUGGUUUUGACGUCACAGUGUGAGGACCGGCGGUGAACAUUAAAUAAAAAGGACUUACUCCCUGUGUUGUCACUGACCUGACCGCGAGUGUAUCAACCCUGACCCCACCACCGCCGCUGAUUAGUUGAUCAUCCACCGCCGCCGACCAAUCGCCAGUCGGCGUCUCGGCCGUCGUCAUGGCCACGCCGCGUCUGCCGCCGCUGCCCUCGAUCCGCGACCUGCUGCGUCUGUACCGUCUGCGUGCAGUGCAGCAGCUGUCUCAGAACUUCCUGCUGGACGCUGGCGUGUGUGCCCGGCUGGCACGCGCUGCCGGCCCGCUGCGGGACGCGCACGUGUGUGAGGUCGGGCCCGGACCGGGCAGUGUGACCAGGGCCAUCCUGACGCAGCGGCCCGCCGGCGUCACACUCGUGGAGAAGGACACCCGUUUCCUACCGGCGCUGCUGAUGCUCAGGGAGGCCGCCCAGCCGUGUCCAGUACGCAUCGUGGCAGGAGAUGUGCUCCUCUAUGAUAUGGAAGCGGCGUUCCCGGUGAGUCCCACGCCGUGGGAGGAGCCGUGCACGUCUGCCUACAUCCUGGGUAACCUGCCGUUCAGCAUCAGCACGCCGCUGGUGGUGCGCUGGCUGCGGGACGUGUCCAAACGGCAGGGCGCCUGGAAACACGGCCGGGUCCGCAUGGCACUCACCUUCCAAAAGGAGGUGGCCGAGCGUCUGGCCGCGGAGGCGGGCGGUGAGCAGCGCUGCCGGCUCUCCGUGGUAGCCCAGGCGUUCUGUCAGGUGCAGCACCGGUUCACCCUCGGCGGACACGUCUUCACCCCUCGCCCGGACGUGGACGUUGGCGUGGUGGUGCUGACGCCACUCCGAGAGCCGCGCGUGGACGUGCCGUUCGAGACGCUGGAGAAGGUGGCGAGAGGACUCUUCAACAUGAGACAGAAGUCGAUUCUGCGCGGCACCCAGACCCUGUACCCGGAGCCGGUGCGCCGCCAGCUGGCCGCCGACACGCUGCGUCUGGCCGAACUGGAUCCGGCCUGCCGGCCCUUCCAGCUGACUGUCGAAGAGGUGGGUCGGCUAUGCCGCGCCUACCUGGACAUCUGCAGCGUGCACCCCCAGCUGGCCCCGUACGAGUACAGGGUGCACGGCAAACACGGCGGACUCGACCUGGCCCAGGGGGUGUCACUGUAGCGUAGGUGGCGCUGUAGGCUGGCGUCAGCGCUUGGAGGGCUGUGUGCUAGAACCGUCGCUCCGUUUUGGGGAACGACGGUGAUGUUUGUGAUAGUCGUUUGAUAAGAUUGAAAUGUAAUUAUGAGAUAGAUGUGGGUAUUUCUGAGCGUAUUCUUCAGCACAUAAUUUUUGAAAUACUUUUUGAGCUAGUUUUGGGAAGUUUUUCAUUUCUGAUCGAAAUGCGAUUCAGUUCUUUAAUGUGGACGUCCAAAUUUUUGGAUCCCUCAAAACUCACCAAGUCUACGUAAUCCGUAAUUUUUAACAUCAAUUUCAAUAAAACUGAAGUGUACGCAGCGUACGGACGGGCCGAAGGAGCUUACUAUCGUUACAGAGUACUCUGGAGGCUCGGUCCUUGCUCAGUGUGAACCGUUCAGUUCCAGCUGGAUGGUCCACCUUAGAGUUACCGCGUGUCGUCUGUAUGUAGACUGUCUGAAAAAAUACAAGGGCAUGUUUAA
Amphibalanus amphitrite is the source of this 2332-nucleotide messenger RNA. Its product is annotated as dimethyladenosine transferase 1, mitochondrial-like. The transcript is spliced from 6 exons. Gene Ontology annotation, molecular function: rRNA (adenine-N6,N6-)-dimethyltransferase activity; mitochondrial transcription factor activity. Gene Ontology annotation, cellular component: mitochondrial matrix. NCBI's taxonomy places the organism in Eukaryota, Metazoa, Arthropoda, Thecostraca, Balanomorpha, Balanidae. Gene Ontology annotation, biological process: transcription initiation at mitochondrial promoter; rRNA methylation. The record is from RefSeq and is a predicted model, not a curated record. The coding region runs from base 837 to 1838 and encodes 333 amino acids.